Molecule: messenger RNA, 944 nt
Organism: Lucilia cuprina (Australian sheep blowfly)
Lineage: Eukaryota; Metazoa; Arthropoda; Insecta; Diptera; Calliphoridae
Gene: Vps37B
Product: vacuolar protein sorting-associated protein 37B
Exons: 1
Coding region: 131-805 (224 amino acids)
Biological process (GO): ubiquitin-dependent protein catabolic process via the multivesicular body sorting pathway; protein targeting to vacuole; protein targeting to membrane
Cellular component (GO): ESCRT I complex
Source: RefSeq, a predicted model, not a curated record
ACUACGCUCUCAUACCUAAAUUGUGUGUCUCUCAGUCAAAUUUAACAAAAGAAAAGACAAAACAGCUAAAUAUUUAAGAUAUUAUUGAAAAAAAUUUAAAAAAUUUGAUUUUAUAUAGAGCAGAUCGACCAUGUAUCAGGAAUAUUUAAAUCAAUUACAACACUCCAUAAACCCCUUAUCCACAGAUGAACUAAAAGAUCUACUAAACAACGAUGAAAAACUCGAUGAAAAGAUUGACGCAGUUUUGGAAAUUUUAAAGGCCCAAAAAGACAGUCUGUUCACAGAAAAUCGUUCGAAAGCGGAACGUAAUAUAGAAAAGGAACCACUUAUAAUUGAAUUAAAGGGAAAAGUUGCUGAACUUAAUGAGGAAGGCAAACAAUGUUGUGAAGCGGUACAGGAAAAAUUAGCCCUUAUAAAGGAGAAAUCGGGUGGUGUAAGUCAAGAAACUGCCUUGGCACUGCUACAGACGGCAGCCGCUGAAAGUGAAGAGAACUCUGAGGCUAUAGUUAAAAAAUUCACAGACAACGAAAUCACUGUUGAAGCUUUUCUGGAAGAAUUCUUGCCCGCACGCAAGGUAAUGCAUUUACGCAAACUAAAGGCUGAGAAAAUGCAAGAACUAAUGAGACGUCAAGCUCAAACUGGACCAAAUCCAGCAGCACGUAAUAUGCCCGGUAUUGGACCAGCCUAUAGUAACAUACCAUCAAGUGGUUUUUAUCCAGCACCUCGUCCACCUUACGGCAGCGGUAGUGGUGUACCAUAUCCUAUGGGACCCAUGAUGCCAAUGCCACCACCACGCCCUUAUUAACUGCCAGCAAUUAAAAUACCUAAUUUUUGUUGACCUCAUCAUAAAUAAGCGUACAAAUCAUUAGAUGUUUUGUUUGCAAUUUGUAAUCAAAAUGCCCAAGUCGAAGAUGUUAAUGUGAUGGCAAAUCUCUUUUAUUUUU